Vicia villosa (hairy vetch) is the source of this 840-nucleotide messenger RNA. RefSeq lists its product as uncharacterized. Gene Ontology annotation, molecular function: catalytic activity. The coding region runs from base 1 to 840 and encodes 279 amino acids. Lineage: Eukaryota; Viridiplantae; Streptophyta; Magnoliopsida; Fabales; Fabaceae. The record is from RefSeq and is a predicted model, not a curated record. The transcript has a single exon.
AUGAAACUCCUAAGCUGGAACUAUCGUGGUUUGGGGAGCCCCCGGGCAGUUCGAUCUCUGAUGCGGUUAAUCCGCAUCGAAAACCCUGAUGUGCUGUUUCUCAUGGAGACACGGCUAAAUAGUUCUGAAAUUCAAAAUAUAAGAAGUAGAAGUAGUUAUGAAGGAGGCUUUAGUGUGGAUUGCAAUGGUGAGGGUAGACACAAAGCUGGGGUUUUGACUCUUCUUUGGAAAGACGCUAUUCAUUUGAUGAUUAAAUCCUUUUCUCUUAAUCAUAUUGAAGGUAGCAUCCUUGAUGAGUGUGAUUCGCAGAAGGGGGAUUUUGGUGGUAUCUACGGAUUCCCAAAAGAGAAAAACAAAAAAAGAACGUGGGCUCUCAUUCAAUGGCUGGUUAACCAAGGAAGGGGGAAAUUUGUGUGCUUUGGUGACUUGAACGACAUACUCUCUGAAUCGGAAAAACAAGGAGGGAAUAGUAGGACGGCUGGGCAACUCCUUGAAGGCAGAAACACAAUGGACAUGUGUGGCCUAUCAGACCUUGGUUUUGAAGGUUACCCGUUCACAUGGACAAAUGGUCGUAAGGAUAUGGAGAAUAUACAAAUAAGGCUGGACAGGUGCUUAGCAAAGGAAGAAUUUGUCAACAGAUUCUCUCCCAUCAAAGUAUCACAUCUAGGCAGAUUUGGUUCUGAUCAUGCUGCUAUUAGAAUUCAGCUUGAAGUUGAUAGUAGCGUGGCCACUAGGAAGAAAUGCCAUAUGUUCCGGUUUGAGGAGGUUUGGAGUAGAGAUCCUGCAUGCAUUGGUUUAGUGAAGAAACCAUGGAACAAAGGACAUCCCUCGAUUAUCUAA